Messenger RNA from Vollenhovia emeryi, 3107 nucleotides. RefSeq names its product dnaJ homolog subfamily C member 10-like. The coding region runs from base 659 to 2992 and encodes 777 amino acids. Lineage: Eukaryota; Metazoa; Arthropoda; Insecta; Hymenoptera; Formicidae. The record is from RefSeq and is a predicted model, not a curated record. The transcript has 13 exons.
UGGCCCUUUUUCCACUUAAAAUGAGAUAAAUCAGGGACAGAACGAGAAAUAAUUGGAGUAGGCGAGCGAGAAUAGUUGAGAAGUCCCAAAAAGUCCAUCGAAACGCGAAGCACUCGUUUCUGUAACUCCUUGCGACUUCCACUUCCGGGAUGAGACAGAUAUAUGCACAAUUCGUAGGAAACAGAUGUAUAAUAUCGUGGAAGACAGAUGUACGUAAGAUUAUCGGAGAGAAAGAGAGGAAAGAUGGGCACACGAGAAGUGUUCAACCGCAAAGAACAUCUCUUGAAGCGAAUCUCACUUCUACACGCGCGACAGGGACAGACAUGCGAGUCGCUUGCAGUACGACAAAUAGUGUGAGAGGGUAUAAACAGGAGCUUAGUCAAGUCUGAGAAAUGAAUCCGUCGUUAGAAGAGUUGCUCGAGUUGCCGGAAGCUUUGUUAUGAGAAAUACUUGUCGCCGAGCCUUCUCUUAACGGCGAGCUCGAGACCGAAGGUCGAACAGGAUCUGCGGUUCACUCCCAAACACGGUCAAACGAUAACAUCACGGAGCGUGGGAGUACACGGGAGUAUGUUGCGAUGUGACGAAAGACUGACUUGAGGCCUGAGAGUGGAGCACAAAUCCAUUGUCGUGCACGUGGCGGUGAUAAGGUUUUGUAGAAAUGUAUAAAGUUAUCGUUACUCUCUUCGUUAUUGUUUCUGCGACGCGGGGAGAAGAUUAUUAUGAGGUCCUAGGUAUAAGCAGAUCCGCCGGUCAGGACGAGAUCCGGAAGGCCUUCAAGAGGCUGGCUAUCAUCCAUCAUCCUGACAAAAAUAGUGACGAUCCAGAUGCUCAUGACAAGUUUGUUCGACUAACGACAGCGUAUGAGACGUUGAAAGACAAUGACUUAAGGAAAAAGUACGAUCUUUACGGGGAAGAUGGCCUUAAUAAUUCACACAAGAAGCAAACCUAUCAUUCAUGGAGUUACUAUCAGAACAGUUUUAUAUAUGACGAUGACGAGUAUGUUAUCAAUUUGGAGAGAAAUGAUUAUUACGAGAGUGUUAUCGACUCUGACUCAAGCUGGUUUGUCAACUUCUACUCACCCAUGUGCAGCCACUGUCACCACUUGGCACCAACCUGGAAGGAAGUUGCUAAGUUAUUAGACGGCGUUGUGAAAAUUGCCGCGGUCAACUGUGAAUAUAACAGGCAAUUGUGCCACCAAGUUGGGAUCCGUGCCUAUCCUACGUUGCUCUAUUUCCAAAAGAAUUCGCAGCAUGGAGCGCAUUAUAGAGGAGAAAAAACGCAGGAGGCAAUUACACGUUUUGCAUUAGACCGGCUAAAUAUCAACGUACCUGAGAUAAGUGAAUCUCAAUGGGAGCUGUUCUUACGUGGCGAAAAAAUUGUCCACAGGCCUACGUUAAUUUUUACAUGUGGUGAUCAACAAAACUGUUUUACUUCCGAUGAAAGACUUGUAGUAGCUGGUAUAUUCGAAAAUUUGAUUGAUGUCAGAAAGUUUACAUGCCAAAAUGGUAAUUGUCAUGAUAAGAUGUCGUAUAACACACAUGCGGUCUAUUUACCAACAUAUAAUGCAUCUUACUGGGAACCUAUGUUUCUCGAAAGCAUGUCCGAUAUAAAUACAUUGAUAGCAAAGCUCUUGGACCAAUUGCCUAGUCCGCAAGAGUUGUCUGAAAAUGAUUUUGAGCAUAUUAGGAAAACGAAGUCGAACGUUGCCUGGCUUGUAUACUUUUAUAUUGGCGAUACGGCAAAUUUCCGAGAGUUGAAUUUGCAAAUGAAGAAAGUGUCAACCAGUAAUGUUAACUUAGGUAAAAUGAAUUGCGGUAGAAACGGGCAGCUUUGUUCUAAAUUGGGUGUAAAUCGCUAUCCAAUCUGGGGCAUGCUCAAGCCAGGUGGAGCUUUCGAAUUGAAUCAUGGGAAGAAUGUAAAUAGCGAUAUUAUUAAAUUUGUGCAAAUCAGUGUGAAAACUACGAACGUUGAGGCUCUCUCUGCAGAAAAAGCGUUAUCGAUACUACAAAGAGAUAAUGCGGAUGAAGUGUGGUUCCUAGAUUGGUUUACACCGUGGUGUCCACCUUGUAUACAGUUCCUGUCGGAACUCCGUAGAGCGUCGUUAGAAUUUGAUGCAUCAAUAAUUCGUUUUGGUACCAUUGAUUGUACCGUUCAUAACACACUGUGUCAUCAGUAUAACAUACAGUAUUAUCCUACUGCAAUGCUCAUAAAUGGUAGCAAUACAUAUCAUUUCGCGUUACCAAAAACAGCUGCGAAUAUUAUUCAAUUCAUUAACGAGAAAAGAACUCCCUCGGUUAUGGAACUGACGUCGGCAAAUUUUCAUCAUAAAUUAGCGAAGAAAAAGAGUAAAGUUAUAUGGAUUGUUGAUUAUUUUGCACCGUGGUGUGGACCGUGUCAAAGAUUAGCACCUGAAUGGACAGCCGUUGCGAGAUCGCUGAGUAAUUUGUCGUUUGUAAAUGUUGCUAGUGUAGAUUGCCAGGCUGAAGCUUCCUUAUGCGCAUCCCAAGGCGUGCGUUCUUACCCCGAUAUUAGACUGUACCCAUUAGGAAGCGAGGGUCUAAACACAAUCGCCUUGUACAAUGGACAGCGAGAUUCGUUAUCUAUGUUAACAUGGAUAACAACAUUCUUCCCAAAGAAAGUCCGUGAUUUGAAUUCUUCCGACUAUCAAAGGCUAUUGAAUAGCAAGCAUAUGUGGCUCAUCGAUUUUUAUUUACCACAAUGUUGGCAUUGCCAAAAGAUGGAACCUGAAUUUGCCAUUGCUGCUCAGUUGCUGGAUAAAGUUAAAUUUGGAAAAAUUAAUUGUAAUUUUUAUGCACACGACUGCGCACACAUAAAAUACUUCCCUACGCUAAUGUUAUAUAAUUCUAAGCAGAACAAACAAAAAAACGAUGAGAGAUAUGAUGGUACAAAAAUUGCUGCGUUAACGGCUGAAGCAAUUAAGGAUGAAAUUUUAGAGAUUAUUAAUUCUCGCACGAAACAUGACGAGCUAUAAUAGAUAAAGUGCCUAAGUUCAACUUAAAGUUUGUAUUUUAUUAUUUUAAACAUAAAUUCUUUGUAAUGUACGAAUAAAUUAAUUUUAUUACGCGUCUCAUUCUUCCAAGAGAAAC